AUGGCCGCCGCGCCGGACCCUCUCGCCUCUUUCUCGGGCCUCGGGAUAUCUACCCCGUCCCGUGCUCCUUUCACCCUCUCCGGCUCCGACUCUUCCUCCUCCGUCGACGAUGACGCCCCCCUGCCGUUCCCCGAGGCCCUACCGCGCGCAGACUUUCUUGCUCCGAACUUUCAACCGGCUGCAUAUCUCUCUGCACUUCCGAACCGACAUCAGACCCUCGAGGAUUUGCGCUCUGACUUGCGCGAUCGGAGCGCAGCCAUCAGCUCAGAGCUCCUUGAGCUUGUGAACUCGAAUUAUACGGCCUUUCUAUCCCUUGGCAGCGAACUUCGCGGCGGCGACGACAAGGUCGAGGAUGUCAAAGUCUCGCUGUUAGGUUUCCGAAGAGCGGUGGAGGAGGUCAAGGGUCGUGUAUCGUCACGAAAAGAAGAAACCAAUGCGCUCAACGAUGAACUUCGUGGCGUGAGGUCAGCCAUCGAGCAAGGCCGCAAGAUGAUAGAGCUCUCUGAACGAUUAACAUCUUUGGAGGAACGUCUGGCGCUGGACAGCAUGCCAGCUUCCAAUACCCAGCGAGAUUGGGAAGACGACGAAAGCGAAGAGGAAGAUGAGGACGAGGAUGGGACACUUGGGAGCUCACCAACAAGACUGCUUUCUUCAGCACAAGAAUGUAGUCGCAUUGCAACGCUCACCGAAUCUCUAGACCAGAACACACCCUUUGUGAUCAAGAUGGAGGAGCGCUUGACACGUUGUCGGAACACUCUGCUACUAGACUUGGGCAACGCACUAAAGCAGGCCAAAAAGGCUGGCGUGCAUGGUCAGGACAGAGUUCUGAAAUAUCUUGCUAUAUACAGAGUGCUAGGCGCACAAGCAGAUGCCAUCAAGGCUCUUCGAGGCGGUUAG
This is a messenger RNA of Fusarium keratoplasticum, 897 nucleotides long. RefSeq names its product Conserved oligomeric Golgi complex subunit 2. Gene Ontology annotation, biological process: Golgi organization; intra-Golgi vesicle-mediated transport; protein transport. The coding region runs from base 1 to 897 and encodes 298 amino acids. NCBI's taxonomy places the organism in Eukaryota, Fungi, Ascomycota, Sordariomycetes, Hypocreales, Nectriaceae. Gene Ontology annotation, cellular component: membrane; COG complex. The record is from RefSeq and is a predicted model, not a curated record. The transcript has a single exon.